UAAUGCAAUAUCAUUUAGGGGUAGACGAGAAAGAGAUUGAGCCUCCCUACUAAUCUAACUCGGACAUCCGAGCCAAUUAUAUUUCGCAGACGCUCACCUAUCUAGGCACCAAGGAGGACUGCAUAACCGGAGCCGACACACAAGGGUCUCAGCCUGAUUCCACGGAUUUUACACACACCUCCCACAUCAGCCUCAGCCGUCGCAGUUGGAUAUCAGAUAAAAUCCGGGUCAUCGCAGGACAGACCAAAGACGUCGACGGAUUCCAAGAUGGGUAUCUACGGCGUUGGAAUCGAAGAUCCUUCCGACAUCGGCAGCGAAACGGAAGUGGCCAAGCAGGAGGAAGAAGCCCUUUCGUGCCGAAAUCUAGGAUUUCGCCAAACCGAAGGGGGAGAGAGUCUGUGGUGACCCAGAGGAACUACCACAGACGGCCCUAUCCAGGGCCUCAUUACCGCCCCUCUCUCACCUAUCCCCCCAGGGUUCUGCCCAUGGAGGGCGUCCGCAUCCACCGGGAGUAGGGGAAGGAAGAUGUAUCCGGAAAAGGCGGAGAGAGGGGGCUAUUCGUUUUCCUAACCGGAAGGUGGCUGGACGGUGGAACAGAAAAGAAAAAAGGCGGAUUACCAAGGAAGAGGACAGAGAGGAAGAACGGAGGAAGUCACCCGGACGGGACCAGCCGAGGACACUGGACCACCUCGGGCAAGAUCUUUGAACACCGGACCCGGAUGACGUGAACUUCAAGUGGGAACGAGUUAAAUAAAUUUGUGCUGUUGGGGCCAAAAAACCAACAUGUUGGGGAGAGCGAUUGUUUUUAUUUGGUGCAUAGUUCUUGUGAGAUCAGACGGCUGUCCUGAGUACUGUGCUUGCUCCGACAACGAAAGAUCUGCAGACUGCAACAUUUACGCGUUGUCGAACGUUAAAAGGCCCGUCGACUUGGACGAGGUCAAAUUUGUCUCAAGCCAACCAUUAGUUUUAACAUCGACGAUAUUCAAGCAUUUUCGCUCGGUGAAAGUGCUGAAUCUGAGUUACAUGAAAAUCAGGACAGUUCCCACAGAUUCUUUCCACGGGAUGAAGUACCUGACAGAAAUCGACUUGUCUUACAACAGAAUCAAGAGGGUCAACGGCUCGAGUUACAAAAACUUGAAAUCUCUUAAGACCUUGAGGUUGCGUGGCAAUCCCUUGCAGUUGACCCUGUCCGAUGUUAUUGUUUCAAAAAGUCUGGAAGAACUGGACUUGGGCCAGUGUAGCCUUACCGAUCUGAAACCUGGAGUUUUUAAACAAGUACCUUCACUGACCGAUCUCUCGCUGGAUGGUAAUUUGUUAACGACGUUGGAAAACUCGCUAUUUCCAAAAGGCUUGAGAUUUUUGAAUUUGGCGAGAAACAAAAUUUCUAUAGUGCCAACUAAAGUUCUGGUUUCAUUACAUAAUUUGGCUGAAGUUGACGUGAGUGAAAAUCCCAUAAACUGUACUUGCAGUUUACUUUUAAUGGAUGAUUUAUUUGCCGGAGAAGGAAAACUGCUGUUGCACAAUGCUACAUGUUUCAGCCCGCCUAGAUAUGAAGGAAAACGGUUGCACGAACUGUAUGAAAACAACGUUUGCAGGAGUGAGCUUAUGCCCGAUACUAACACCAACAGCAUUCUAAGGUCAACCAAGGACCGCUCUUGGCAGUCCUUAAUGCAAGGAGGAGAUUUUGCAGACUUUCAAGCUGAUCAGCCUCCCCGCGAAAGUGACAGUGGAGAAACCCAGAGCAACGAGUCGCAAAAUAAUAAAAUUCAGGGAGGUCACUUGGGUCUACAUGACCCCGAUAAAACUGAAAAUGAUGACUAUGAUGAAGGUACGUAUACAACGGCCCACGAUUACGACGGUCACGAACAAUGGACAGGUUCAGAUGAGGGCGAGGGUUCCGGUGAGGGAUAUUAUAAUCCCAAAUUCCCACAUUUUGAAGAAACAGAAGAUCAAGCGUCAUCCACAAAAAAAUAUCUGGACUUCACGGAGGGAUGGGAAAUAAGGGUCGAAUCAUCGACGGAACCGUCGCCUUCAGUAAACAUUGAAACUUCUUCGACGGAACCGACAUCUUCAGUAAGCGUUGAAACUUCUUCGACGGGUUCGACAUCAUUAGCCGAAGAAAUAUCUCCAUCGACAGAAGAGACUACGUCAGCUGCCGUUGAAAUGUCUUCUUCUACCGAAACUAUAUCGUCAUCAUCAAUUGACACUUCUUCUUCGGCGGAAACGUCAUCAGUAGCCGUUGAAAUGACCUCAUCGACUGAGGAGACAUCAUCAGCGACCGCCGAAACUUAUUCUUCAACGGAAACAUCAACAUUAGCAGCCGUCGAAAUGUCUUCAUCGACCGAAGAGACAUCAUCAGCUACCGUCGAAAUUUCUUCUUCUCCGGAAGCGUCGACAUUAGGUUCAGUCCAAACCUCUUCUUCGACGGAACAAGCAUCAUCACCAGCCGUUGAAACGUCUUCUUCGACCGAACAAACUUCAUCAAGCGACGUCGAAAUGUCAUCGACGACGGAAGAGACUUCUUCAGCAGGCGUCGUACAGGUCGAAACACAAGGUACGACGCCGACAGAUUCGAAUUAUUUCAGCCAGUGGGAUUCCGACGAGACUACAGAAGCUUCUACAGAAGCUGUGCUUGUCGUAGAACCGGAGUUCAAAAAAACAGUAGAACUGCCGAAUGAAAAUGAAGUGUUCAUCGAGACGAAAGAAGGAUUCAGCAAAGAGGAGAAGAGAGAAGACAAAGGUUUAGAAAUGUACGCUAUUUAUGCCAUAACAGCACUGAUCGUCGCCGUCAUCCUACUUCUCGUCCUAGUCUCCGUGUGCAGAAGGAAGAGGGGUAAAAGCUAUAAAGUGAGCUUGCCGGCCGACCCGGAGGCCAAUUCGGCGACAGAAAUGCAAGACAUGCUCCUCCCCAAGCCCCCAGAAAACGGGAUCAAAGUCGUCCCUAAAAACUAUUCGAAUGGAAACACCGCCAACGGAAAAUCGGAACAGAAAGAGGAAGAAAGGCCGGUCUUGGCGGAACCGGAGCACGAUCCCGAAAACGACUGGGAAGACAAGGUGGGACCGAUCGAAGCCGUGACUGCCAGGAUGUGCGUCCUCGCCAGGCCACAGACACCGAUUUAUAUCCACAAGUCCCUCAACUAGUCGUCCUAGUGCCAUCCUUAACGGACAAUAAAUACUUAAUUUAUUUUUCAAACAAUAAAAGGAAUAUUUAUAAGCUUAGUCCUUCAUGGUACGAUAUACGUAUCAUGUUAAAUGUCUUCUUAUAAUUAGUAGUAAUUAUCCGGUUGGACUGGAUUUCGCAAGAAAAAAAAUCUAUUAUAAAAUUCAUCAUAGGGAAAUAUUGUCUGCUUCUAUAUUUUUGUAACAUAAAAAUUUAGUCUUAUUUUCUGUAAAUUUGUUAAUAAUUUGCGUUAUUGUUACCAAAUUUUUUUCUUUGCAUUUUUUUUAGUAAUAAAUUAUUGUUGAUUUCCAUAUUUUAUUUGAUUACCAUUUCCUCAAAUUGAGGAAAUAUCUUUGCAAUGUUUUUGACAUUGUAAAUUAUGACAUCUAUAAUAUAUAAGUUUUGUUUAUCUUUAUUCGAUAUUUUACAUCUAAAUUUGUAUAAAUGACACUUUUCUAUAUAUAUAGUAUGUUGUUUGGAAAUAAUGUUAGUGUAUUUUUUUCUCCUUACGUUAAUAGUUGAAUAUUUGAGGAAAAAUAAUUAUCUUUUAACUAUCAUUUAAAGUUAUUGAGUUUACAUUUUAGUUUAAUGUUAAUGUUAUGAAAUGUAUAAAUUAUUAUUAAAGAGAUGAAAACAUUAAAAAAGUAGCUUGUCAGAUCAAGCUAGAACAGAAUAUUGUGAUAAUACUUGAGACUUAUAAUACAUAUGAAUACUCCUAUGUAUGUUAAUAAAAAUAAUUCUCUCAGUUUUUACAA
Messenger RNA from Cimex lectularius (bed bug), 3915 nucleotides. Its product is annotated as leucine-rich repeat-containing protein 4-like. The transcript has 3 exons. Lineage: Eukaryota; Metazoa; Arthropoda; Insecta; Hemiptera; Cimicidae. Gene Ontology annotation, molecular function: protein binding. The coding region runs from base 784 to 3141 and encodes 785 amino acids. The record is from RefSeq and is a predicted model, not a curated record.